AUGGCGAAACUCGAGGCCCCUUAUGGGCAACCGUAUCCAAAUAUACAGAACCUCGUUCCCAGCUCGAAAGCUGGUGAUUUUCCACAUCAAUUCGGUUUAACGAAAGAGGAGAAAACGCAACGGAUCGCUUAUUCAAACGGAUACCCACCGAUAUCUUCUGGAACUGGUCACCUCGUGAAUCGCGGCAGUGAGCAAAAAGCGCCUCCCGGAAUGGCUCAGUACACGGACUACCACUCGCAUUUCGACCCGUCACUCAUCCACGUGCCUUACUACGAACCCUAUGGAGCGUCGCUAGGCGGUUAUCCGAUGGGCGGCUUAAUGCCACUCCAGGCGGCCGUCUCCGAUGCACAAAACGAUUUCGGUGCCUCGUCAAGUUAUGUAACCCCUCUGGCUCCGACGGGCAACGUGGGCACCCCACAAGAGCAACCCAACGGAAGCUCGGUGCUCGAAAUCGGAAAAGUGUCAAAUCAACGUCCACCCUCCACCUCAGCGGCGACUGCCGUUUUGCCAACACCAGCCGAUUGGGGAGCUGCAAAUGGAUGGCCACAUUAUUACAUGACAGCCGGCCCUGGUGACUACUCGUUUGCGACAGCGCCGAAUCCAGCCGUUUUCUAUUCAGAAGCAUUAGUGACCCCAGGUCUACCCGGAUCUUUGGAUGGACCGAGUGCCGUUGAUCCGUCGAGUUACGCCGCCGCUCUGCAACCCCAAGUCACUGGAGUUACAGGCCCAUGCCCUGCACCGAUUCCUCUCAAUCCAGCGCUCGCCUCGCCCUCCUUUGAUUACUCGAUUCUUCAUCCGCAGACGAGUGUUGCUCCGACGAUUAGUGCCACCUUGCCCACACCGACUCGAGCGGCUCCGAAGCGAAAAUCAAUGAAGAGUGUCGGCAAUUCGGCUCCAAUUGUUCCGCCGGGACCGAGCUUAAGCAUCAAAUCGGCCCCGUCAAUCGCCUCGGGCGAUGAUUGUUUUUCGGACGAUGAUGGACGAUCGACUGAGGAUCGAGAUGUUGAUAGAAGAUCGGCGAAUAACGCGAGGGAAAGGCGUGCCAAGUACAGUCGCAUGAGUGGCUCAUGCUCGUCAUCGUUGGCGGCCGAAGAUGAGACGGGACGCGUGUCCGAUGAUAGAGAGAUUCUCGACAGGAGACUGGCCAACAAUGCACGAGAACGAAUUCGCGUUCGUGACAUCAACUCGGCGUUCAAAGAGCUGGGCCGAAUGUGUCACCAACAUUUGCAAGUCGGAUUCGCUCACGUUAUUGCAGCACAAGAGGCCAGCGGUGAUAAAGCGCAGACGAAGCUCGGCAUCCUUCAUCAAGCCGUUCAAGUGAUCACAACAUUGGAAGAACAGGUGCGACAGCGAAACUUGAACCCGAAAACGGCGGUCUUGAAGCGGCAACAUCACGGCGGCGACGAGAAUAAAGCGUCCACUUCGGCGGGCACCUCGGCCGACGCGUACGUCCCAAAUAUGGCCUAUCGC
This is a messenger RNA of Mesorhabditis belari, 1470 nucleotides long. The record is from the annotation of a GenBank genome assembly. Lineage: Eukaryota; Metazoa; Nematoda; Chromadorea; Rhabditida; Rhabditidae.